AGGCGUGGCUUGCUCAAUGGACCUCAACCAAGCAACAUGGACAGCUUGAAAGCAACUUCUCCUUCAAGCCUACUUCUUCAUCAAUGUAACGACCUGGUUCACCUGCAGGGUAUAUUACUGACCCGCAGUGUGGAGGAGCAGCAAGAGAGUAGCUUCAGACAGACUUCAGAGAGUAGGAGCUCCAGAGUAGAGUGUGAGGCACUUCACAAGCAACUUCAGGAGGAGCAACUGAGUCAUGCUGAGGCGAUGGCCUCGCUGGCUGAAGAGAGAGAAAAGGUGGGACUGGCCGAGACAGAAGUCAGAGUGAUCCAGAGGCAACUAGACAGAGAGAAGGACACUUUCGAGCAGGCAUUUGGUCUGCUGAAAAAUCAGGCAAUUGCGGACUCGUCAAAGGCUGAAUCAUUGGUUGCCAAGUGCUCAGCACUGGAGGCACUUUGUGCGAGAAAAGACGAAGAAUUAUCUGCUCAAAGAUCAGAGUUGAAGACAUUUCAUAAGAAGAUGGAGCAGUUGAAGCUAGCACACAAGAUGGAAGUACAAGAAUUGAACAUAAGACUACAACAGGAGAUAUACAUGGCGGACAAUGUAGGGUCUAGUAGAACCAGCACUAAGACUACUCUCAGAACUAAGAGAAAGCAGAAACAUUAGUACCUGUUAACCUGUACCAUGCAUGACUUGUACAUGUAUGUGUAUGUACCCCGGUAACCCAUGUAACAUGAAUUUGCAAA
Messenger RNA from Halichondria panicea, 725 nucleotides. Its product is annotated as spermatogenesis-associated protein 24-like. Gene Ontology annotation, cellular component: cytoplasm; nucleus. The record is from RefSeq and is a predicted model, not a curated record. Gene Ontology annotation, molecular function: DNA binding. NCBI's taxonomy places the organism in Eukaryota, Metazoa, Porifera, Demospongiae, Suberitida, Halichondriidae. The transcript is spliced from 4 exons. The coding region runs from base 37 to 645 and encodes 202 amino acids.